This is a messenger RNA of Cladophialophora yegresii CBS 114405, 3351 nucleotides long. RefSeq lists its product as uncharacterized. The transcript has a single exon. Gene Ontology annotation, molecular function: damaged DNA binding; single-stranded DNA binding. The record is from RefSeq and is a predicted model, not a curated record. Gene Ontology annotation, cellular component: nucleotide-excision repair factor 2 complex; XPC complex; nucleus. Gene Ontology annotation, biological process: mismatch repair; nucleotide-excision repair. Lineage: Eukaryota; Fungi; Ascomycota; Eurotiomycetes; Chaetothyriales; Herpotrichiellaceae. Bases 1 to 3351 code for a protein of 1116 amino acids.
AUGCCACCCUUCAUACCCAGAAAGAGGCCGUCCACAUCGCCACCCACCGCAUCUCGACCGACACCCACGAAGCGGGCAAAACUCGCAGAUGUACUAGAUGCAGAGGCGAGGAAUGUGCCGGGUCUUGAAAGGAAGGAGACCUUCUCUCUCGGAGGAAGUGACAGUUCCGACUCCUCUCUGAGCGACGUCGACAGUGAUCUAUUCGAGGACAUCCCCGUCGAAAGCGAGCGGUCCUCAGCUCCUGUUCAAAAGCACGAGGAUGACGAAGAGGAAGAUAUAGAGUGGGAAGAUGCUGCCCAUCAUAAACAUGAGGAUGAAAAUUUACCAGACUAUAAGCCGCAGUCGGACGGCCCGAUCGAAAUCACGCUGCGCACACGGGACGAUGAAGGAGAGAAUUGGCUUGAGCAGGCAGCGGCCAAGAUGAAGAAAGCCCCUUCGAAACGGGACAAACAAGUCAGGAUUUGCACUCAUCAGCUCCACGUACAGUUCCUCCUCUGGCAUAACGCGAUUCGGAAUAGGUGGGUAUCAGACAGGGAGGUGCAGCAGAUUCUUGUCCAAAGCUUACCACCUCCAAUCAAGAGAGAAGUCGACAAAUGGAAGAGACGUAGCGGAGUUGCAUUCGCAGAGGAGUCUAAAGACAAAGCAAAAGCAGCCAAAAGCAAGACUCGCCGGAAGCAAGUGGCGACUGAGCUGGGUCGUGAGCGAGAAUGGGGUAGGCCGAGCCAGUGCCUUGAGAAAGGACAACCAGACAUGAGCAACGGCGAUCCACUGAUAUUGCUCUUGAAAGUCUUGGCCGCUUACUGGAAGAAGAAUUUUUCAAUUACAGCCCCAGGUCUGCGGAAAGGCGGCUAUGGCACGACACGGGAACGUAAACAGAUUAUUCAAUCCCUGCAGAAGGACGAAUAUGACCCUGAACGGCACGGCGAGCGAGUUAUAAAUGUUCAAGAAUUCCGUGGGCUCGCUAGGAGACUCGAAGGCUCGAGGGACGUCGGCGCACAGCUGUUUACAGCGCUUCUCAGAGGUCUAGGCAUCGAAGCGAGGCUGGUGACAAGUCUGCAACCCAGCGGUUUUGGCUGGACAAAGGCCGAACAGAUGCUGCCAAGUAAACCCACUCAAGCAGUUGAUACCGAUACAUCAUCAGAUGAGUCCGAUUCCAUGGAUGUCAGGUCUAUCUCAGAGGUCACGACAAGCAGAAGACAUCAAAAGAAGAAGGUCAAAAUUACUACCACCAAAUUCCUCUCUGAGUCGGACGACGACGACCAGUCCAUCAUUGACGUGACGCCGUCUCGGAAAAAGAGGCAGUCUCAGAAAUACGAUCGCGAUCAUCCGUUCCCAAUUUACUGGACUGAAGCUAUUUCUCCUGUCACAAACGGAAUCUUCCCUGUUUCGCCCCUCGUCCUCAGUACUCCGGUAGCCACAACGCCAGACACACUCGGAGCAUUUGAGCCCCGUGGUGUCAAGGCGGAAAAGCCGAAGACAGUUAUCGCCUACGUAAUCGCGUAUUCCUCCGAUGGGACUGCCAAGGACGUAACAGUACGCUAUCUCAGAAAGCACAUCUGGCCUGGAAAAACCAAAGGCUUCCGCUAUCCGGUGGAAAAGAUCCCAAUAUACAACAAACACGGCAAAGUUAAACGCUACGAAGACUAUGACUGGUUUAAGCGUCUCAUGGGCUUCUACGCCCGGCCGGACUUUCUAAGAACCCCCGUCGACGAUGUCGAGGACGCAACCGACCUGGUUCCGCAACAGAGCGAGCAGAAAGACUUGAGCCAAAGUGUUGACACGCUUCAAUCACUCAAAUCCUCAGCCGAGUUCGUCCUCGAACGCUUCCUCCGCCGUGAAGAGGCUCUCCGCACAGAUGCCACACCCGUACGGACGUUCAUCUCUGGGAAAGGCGACAAACUGAAGCACGAGCCUGUUUACCGCCGCACAGAUGUGGAACGCUGCUUGACUGCAGAGUCAUGGCACAAGGAAGGUCGGCGCCCUAAGAAUGGUGAAGCACCGUUGAAACUCGUGCCCGUCCGCGCGGUGACAAUUACUCGGAAACGCGAAGCCGAAGAACAUGAGCGUGUGACAGGUGAAAAACAGAUGCAGGGCCUUUACAGCUGGGACCAGACUGAGUAUAUCGUCCCGCCACCUAUUGUUGACGGUAAAAUCCCCAAGAACGCCUAUGGCAAUAUCGACUGCUUCGUGCCCAGUAUGGUCCCCAGAGGCGCAGUGCACAUCCCCCUUCGCGGAACCGUGCGCAUCUGCAGGAAGCUGCAGAUCGAUUUCGCCGAGGCCGUCACUGGGUUUGAGUUCGGGAACAAGCGCGCUGUGCCGGUGUGCACAGGCGUUGUCGUAGCGAAAGAGAACGAACGAGCUGUCAGGGAUGCCUGGCAUGAACACAAUGAAGUGCAGAGGGCGAAAGAAGAGAAGAAACUAGAGGCAAUUGUCUUGGACACGUGGAGGAAGUUCGUGAUAGGGUUGAGGAUUAGGGAAAGGGUCAAGGAUACGUACGGAGAGAAUGCGAUCGACGAGUGGAUCACUGGGAGGAAUGCCGGACAGCCAAUUGUCGUGGAGAGUGACCACGAAGAUCGUUUGGUACACCAAGGUGGAGGGGUUGCUGAGGACGAUGUCGCUGGAGGCGGGUUCUUUCCUGAAUCAGAUGAGGAGCAUCGGGCCAGCGAUCUUGAGGUCGGAUAUCAUCCUAAUGACGACCGAGACACCGAAGCACCAGCAGAACGAGCGGGUGAAGCCCACUACCCCACCCCUCGAUCUGUCACUCCUCCCAAACCCCCGCUCCGUCGGGAGCGACCAAGGCGGUCACGUCUCCUAGAAGAUGAGGAUGAUGAUAUCUCCGAUCUCUCUCCUGCGCCGGUCAGCAGUGUCGAUACUUCUUCAAACGGUUCCAUGGCAGACGUAGCCAGUAGCGUUGUUGACGAUGGUAAUCCGAGCAGAAGGGUACAAGGCCUGACCAAAAGCGAGAUCGAUAGCGUCAGUGACGAUGACAGCAGUGACGACGACAGCAGCAACGACGAGGACGACGAGUCAGAGGACUACAAGCCCUCUCAAUUCAAAGCCCGCACCAAACCCAACACUUCAAGACGGACAGGACGACCCCGUGGCAGUACCACCAAAUCAACACCUCAAUCUGCAGGGCAACAGAAACCGACAAGGACAAGCACACGAGUGAGGAAGGCCCCUGAUGCGCCCGCCGUAAUGAGAACCGAAGCAGACGAUGAAGAGGAUGAAUCACGAACUACAACCAUCUCGAAACGGAGAUUCAAACCAACUUCUAAGCAAGCAACCCCGAAGAGGCGCACCUUGAGGAGCAACAGCACUGUUGUGACGAGUCCGUACUUUGACAGCUGA